AUGGCGGCCGAGGUAGACGGGCCACUUAAACGGGUGCUGGUGCCGCUUCUUUUACCUGAGAAAUGCUACGACCAAAUUUUCGUCCAGUGGGACUUGCUUCAUGUUCCCUGCCUCAAGAUUCUCCUCAGCAAAGGCCUGGGGCUGGGCAUUGUGGCUGGCUCACUUCUGGUAAAACUACCCCAAGUGUUUAAAAUACUGGGAGCCAAGAGUGCCGAAGGAUUGAGUCUUCAGUCGGUGAUGCUAGAGCUAGUGGCGUUGACUGGGAUCAUGGUCUACAGCAUCACCAGUAAUUUUCCCUUCAGCUCUUGGGGUGAAGCCCUGUUCCUGAUGCUCCAGACAGUCACCAUCGCCUUCUUGAUCCUGCACUACAGAGGACAGACUGUGAAAGGUGUUGCUUUCCUAGCAUGCUACGCCCUGGUCCUGCUGGUGCUGCUUUCACCACUGACGCCCCAGGCUGUAGUCACCCUGCUCCAGGCCUCCAACAUGCCUUCUGUGGUGGUGGGAAGGCUGCUCCAGGCAGCCACCAACUACCGCAAUGGGCACACAGGCCAGCUCUCAGGCAUCACAAUGUUUCUGCUCUUUGGAGGGUCCCUGGCCCGAAUCUUCACCUCCAUUCAGGAAACUGGAGACCCCCUCAUGGCUGGAACCUUUGUAGUCUCUUCUCUCUGCAAUGGCCUCAUCGUUGCCCAGGUCCUCUUCUACUGGAAUGCCAAGGCUCCCCACAAGAAGAAAAAGCAGUAG
This is a messenger RNA of Rangifer tarandus platyrhynchus (Svalbard reindeer), 741 nucleotides long. The record is from the annotation of a GenBank genome assembly. NCBI's taxonomy places the organism in Eukaryota, Metazoa, Chordata, Mammalia, Artiodactyla, Cervidae.